CCAAAGUAUGUGCAGUGGCUGGGCGGCACCAGCAUAUUUGACUUUUGGACUCGCCCAGACAUCAGGGAUGCUCUCAAGGGUUAUGUGAAGAGCAUAGUGCUGCGCAACAACACCAUUACAGGGGUUAGAUACCGCGACGACCCCACCAUCAUGGCCUGGGACCUCAUUAAUGAGCCCUUCAAUCCUGGCGAUGACACCGGCAAAGUCCUCACGGCCUGGGUGGAUGACAUGGCAAAUUACGUGAAGGGCCUGGACCCCAACCACUUAGUCAUGGUGAACAGCUGGGGCUACUUCGGCGCAUCCACCCCAGCCUUAGUAAGCGAGAACCCCACCGACGUCUACGCGGCGAAAUUCACCGAUACGGUUUUAUUCCCUGCCGACCGCAUCUGCCACGGGGAGGACUCCAGCGCCAUUUUGAGCCUGCCCAACAUCGACAUUGCAUCCAUGCACAUCUACCCCGAGUACUGGUCCUUCUGCACCUCGGACUGCAAGCUGAACAUCAAUGUCCAGGGGCCGCAGACGAUGACAGCAAACCUUACGGAGCAGGGAUUCCUGCAGCUGUGCAGCCCCGACUGCCGCCUUUCCUUCCUGCGCCGAUGGCUCAAUGUGCACCUGCAGGAGUGCAAGCGGAUAGGCAAGCCACUGGUUGUGGGCGAGUUUGGGUCUCAGCGGCCGAUGGCCGUGCGCAAUGGCUUCUACAAAACUCUGUACGAGGAACUCGCAAAGGCAAAAUCCAGUGGGCUGCCUGUAGCUGGGAGCCUGCUGUGGAUCCUGUCAGCGCCAGGGCACCAGGACUAUGACGGCUACACUGUGUACACAGAUGGUAACAACUUCAAGCACAACCCACAGCCGCCGCACCCGCUGCCACCAGCGCUCCCUGCCUGCAAUGCAGUGCCCAACUCGGAUUUCUACAAUGAGGCGGCAUACAGGGAGUGUGCAUCCCGGCACGUCCCUGCGCCCUUCAACAACAACGUGGACAUCUACAAUGAUGGCUGGGAGACCACCAUUGACCUCAUCAAGAAGCAGGCGGCUGACAUGGCCUCAUGACCAGCAACUUGACUUUGAAGCUUUGCAUUGUGAUGCGGAGUACUAGUGCUUUUCUGAGAGUGCUGAGCUGUGACGCCUCAUAUGUAUGCUGUGAGCAUUGUGAACUUCUGCCUCGCCCAUGGGAGCUUUUUUGAACUACCCUCUGACAUGGAAUAUUAAACACAAUUGUCUGUGAACCAGUGUGAAUUUGUCCUGCUUGAUGUGAGAAUGUGGGCGUGGAAUGAAGUGCCUGUGAACUCUCUUGCUUCGAGAUCGGAUUUCUUCAGUAGAAAAUUUUGAUAUUGUAAGCUAGGACACCAGUCCUUUUUGGUGUC
Molecule: messenger RNA, 1361 nt
Organism: Coccomyxa subellipsoidea C-169
Lineage: Eukaryota; Viridiplantae; Chlorophyta; Trebouxiophyceae; Coccomyxaceae
Product: glycoside hydrolase
Exons: 7
Coding region: 151-1047 (298 amino acids)
Molecular function (GO): hydrolase activity, hydrolyzing O-glycosyl compounds
Source: RefSeq, a predicted model, not a curated record